Molecule: messenger RNA, 2082 nt
Organism: Manis pentadactyla (Chinese pangolin)
Lineage: Eukaryota; Metazoa; Chordata; Mammalia; Pholidota; Manidae
Product: divergent paired-related homeobox-like
Exons: 2
Biological process (GO): regulation of transcription by RNA polymerase II
Cellular component (GO): nucleus
Molecular function (GO): RNA polymerase II cis-regulatory region sequence-specific DNA binding; DNA-binding transcription factor activity, RNA polymerase II-specific
Source: RefSeq, a predicted model, not a curated record
CAAGGAGAAGGGGCAGAGAGGAUUGCCGUUCUGUCUAGGUUUGUUGACCUUUUUCAGCAAAUACAGGAGGGCCAACCAGGUGUCAGCACUGUUCUGUGCUCUGGGAACACAGUCUCAAGACAGUGAUCUCAUGAAGCUUAUAUUGUAGAAAUAAGGGAUAGGGUUAGGGCUGGACAUAUAAAUUUGAAAACCGUCAUAUGUAUAGGUGGCAUUGAAAAUCAUAGAACUGUGUGUGAAGAAAAAGGUGGGAGCUUUGGAGCUCACUUUAUAGGUUGGGAAGAGGAAGAAGAUCUAGUGGAAGAGCCUUCAGUGAGGUGAGAGGGAAUCCGGAGGAGCCUGGGCUUCAUGAGGACAUGUGAGAAAAAUUUUCAGGAAAGUGGGACUGCUCAUCGGUGUUAAAUGCCACUGAUAGAUCAUGUCAGAUGAUGGCUGAGAGUUGAUCAUUUUAGCAAUAAAGAGAUCAUCAGAGGGUCACUACAACAGAGCACAGGAACACUGCUAGAUCACAGGAUGUCAGACCCAGGGAGCCUCCCUAAAGACCAGCUCAGGUGCUGUGGUGGAUGGAGGUAUGCAGAGGUGCUACCAUCCGGUGAGCAUCAUGAUGGCAGCACACCUUGGAGGAUGGCAUGCUCAGGAAAGCAGAAGCAUCCACACAGGAAAUGAACCAUGUUCACUGAGAAACAACUGGCGGAUCUCAGGGUUCAGUUCAGUAAGAACCCAUACCCCACCUCCAGCCUUCAGAAAGAAAUGGCCUCCAGAAUGGGCAUACACCCCACCAGCCUGCUGGUUGUCUGGUUCAAGAACCACAGAGCAAAACUCAAGAAGGCCAAAUAUAAGCAUAUUCAGCAAUAUCGAGAUGCUGAACAACAGCAAUUAGCUGAGGCAGGAGUCACAACCAGCUCUUUCAAGAGCGACAUGGACGUGCCUCCCAGAUCCCCUACGAGCACCUCCCCUGCACCUCUGGUCUACACAGAUCAUCCAACACCUUCAUCCCAACUGCGCAUCUGCCCCAACAUUAAGGCUCCCACAGACCAUUCUGUUGGCCACAAAAUAGUCCAUUUUGGCUGCUGCCAAGAUCCUAACAUAUACUGCCUCCAUCACAUCCUGGAACCCCAAGUAUUUCCCACAAGCUUCAAUUCUGAUUCUUGUGGCUAUUCAUCUCCACAAAUAAUUUAGCAAAAAGCUAGACACAAGGCCACCUCCAGCAAUGAUUUGUAAUGAUUCCCACAGAAGGGACACUUGUCAGCUACACACAGGAAGAAAACACAAGAUGUACACAUGGAUGCAUUUCCACAACAUGCUCAGUCAAAGGAGAAAAAAGACACAAAAGACUAUACUAUAUACUAUAUUAGUCCAGUUUAUAUGACUUUCCAGAGCAGGAAGAGCUAAUCUAUAAUGGCAGAAAGCAGACCGGUGGUCUGAGAGGAGAGGCAGUAAGCCAGUCAUUGGAAUGUUGCAUAGGGCUCACAUCCUAACUCAGAUGGCUGUUACCUGGGUAUAGAAAUUCAUUAGGACACACAGGACUGUAGUACCAUGUCAUGUACACUGCCAAGAAUAUCAAUUUCAUGGAGGGAUGGAUUAGCCAUGGAGGUAAUCAUCUUGUAAUGCAUAAAUGUAUCAGAUCAACAUGUUGUAUACCCUAAAUUUACACAAUGGUCUAUGUCACUUCUGUCUCAAUAAAGCUGGAGAAAAGGUGUAAAGGAUAAUAAUAAGAAGAAAAAGAGGUCAUCAGAGACCUUGACAGGAGCCAUUUCUGAUCAGAGGAGCUUGGGACGAAAAACUGAUAGGAGUGGGUUCUAGAGGAAAUCACUGAUUAGUUCAGUAUUUAUCGAGCACCUAUGAUGUGCCUGGCACUGUUCUAGGCAAUGCAAAUUUGUCAGUGAACAAAACAGACAAAACCCACCUAGAGUCUACAUCCUAGUGGGGCAAACUGACAAUAAAGAUUGGUCCGCCUAGGAGAACAGGAGAAAAGGAAAUGGAAACAAUGGAACUAACAACUCUUUCAAGGGGUUGUGAUGUAAAGGAGAGCAUGGAAACAGGGAAGGUAUUUGGAGAAUGAAGUGGUCUCAAGGAAGGGGUGUU